AUGGAGGUCAACGCCGCGCCUCAGUUGGGCCUAGAUGGACACCUGGACGACGAUCUAAUCAACUAUGAUAGCGAUGCCGAGAAACCCUUCGACCACACUGAGAACAUAGAGGCAACAGAACCCGUCGAGACUGUGGAUCCCGACAACCUAGGAGGCGAAGAACAAGGAGAGCCUGGCAUAGACGAUGAUGGCGCUCAUGCCGAGGUGGAUUUUUUCGAAGAUGGAGAGGAAACCGAACCCGCUACCUUCCAGCCCGUAAUCGCACCUGCCGACGAAGACCCUGAAGAGGGCCAAGAGAUACCACACGAAAUAGACUACGAUUUCGAUGAACCAAUCCACCAAGGGAACGAAGCUCUGGCCGAGCGUGAAGAUGAAGUGUCUGAAGAGCAACAGCACUCAGAGGAGAACCUUCACGAGAAACGAAUUGUGGAGAAAGAUGAAUCCGCAAACAAGAACGGGGAUCAUGAAAUCAGCUGGGAGGGAGACGGAGAACAGGGGGACGAUGAAGAAGGUGUUGCGGCUGGUGAUGUUGACGAACAUAUAGCUCAAGAUGAACCGCCUACAUCUGAAACAGAGCAACAGCCUGCCGCUGAGCAGCAUGGUGAUGUGGCUGGUAGUGGAGAAGAAGAAUCCUAUUCUGACAACUCAGAAGCACCUGGGGACGAGAUGGAGCAUGAUGAGGAACUGCAAGAUGAUGCUGAGGAGCAGCCUCAUUCGCAGCAGGGAUACUCUGAUGUUGACGAGCACGGGUUCCCCGCGAUUACUGUGCAAUACAAAGGAGAUGAAUUCCCGUUCUUCUCCUUAUCUUCCGAGGGGUUCUUUUCGCAGCUUUCAGUUCUGGAUGACAACCUUGAGUCCUUGUUGAGUGGCUUGCGCGAAGAGCUUGUGAAUGAACUCCUUCCUGAAGAUGACCUUGUAUUUCAAGUAGAUGGGCUUGGACUAGAGUUCGCAGAGUCAUCAUCUCCCGAAGUUUUGACCAAUAUCACAUUGAGGCAAAUACUUGAAGUUUUUGACAUUCUUGUCAAAAACCAGGAUCCCGAAAGCAACCGGCCACUAUAUACUUAUCUCUUCACCCGGCCUAGUACUAGCAAACGACUUGAAUUCUUGAUGGAAAGCGCCACCGAGGGCAAGGGACUGGACGAAGUCAUCCAUCUCUUUCAGAACCCAGUGCACCAUCAUACUGGCCGUACAGAUGUCUCAGUCGGCGAUGAUUUCGAUACCCAGGUAGACGAUUAUGAUAGCGCUGAUAAUGACCAUGCGACCCAAGAACAAGAAACACGAGAUGUCUCGGAAGUGGAAAAGGCGCACGGACAAGACUGGGAGGCAGUAGAAGAGCAUGCAGUACCACCUCAGCAAGACGACACUAACAAUGUCUACCAAGAUGAUGAACCUACCAAUGAUCCUGGAGACUUUGGUAUUCAAGAUAACCACGUGAUGGAGGAGACAGACAAAGUGACCGAGCUCUUCGACGAGGCCGUAGCUUCAGGAGCUCUGGCUCCAGAAGAUGAUGUUGGAGAUGGAGAGAACCCUGACCAAGUGGGGGAUGAAGAUCAUGAUUUGAUCGGACUUGACUUCGAUGAGCCUCCUGAGGUACUCGGCAGCAGCCCGUCUGGGACGGAAGACAAAGCGGUUGAAGGCUUUUUUGAAGAUGCCAAUGCAAACCUCGCUGCCACAGAUGCCAGCACUACGACAACGACAGUAAAAGAUGACGGUGAAGAGACAUCUACACCUGUCGAGAUGGCUGCUCUUGACACAAUAAUCGACGCGGCCGCUAUGGACAGCCUGGUUGAGCAAGAUGAUCUCGCAGAAAUUGAUUGGCGAGAUGAGGCAAUCCCUCAGCUGAAUAAUGGAGCCGCUGGGGAUGAAACGUCCGGUGCUGUAAAACGAGCCCGUGGUGACGAUGAUGUUGGCGCUGAAGAUGACAACAAUGCCAAGCGUCAACGUUCCUAA
This is a messenger RNA of Pochonia chlamydosporia 170, 1950 nucleotides long. RefSeq names its product conserved glutamic acid-rich protein. NCBI's taxonomy places the organism in Eukaryota, Fungi, Ascomycota, Sordariomycetes, Hypocreales, Clavicipitaceae. The transcript has 3 exons. The coding region runs from base 1 to 1950 and encodes 649 amino acids. The record is from RefSeq and is a predicted model, not a curated record.